Cladocopium goreaui is the source of this 2160-nucleotide messenger RNA. NCBI's taxonomy places the organism in Eukaryota, Dinophyceae, Suessiales, Symbiodiniaceae. The record is from the annotation of a GenBank genome assembly.
AUGUCAGAUCUGGGGCUUGGAGUGAAAACUGUUAAUUUGGAUGAUGAUGCUGAUAGCGAUGACGAUGUCAUUGUGACAUGUGAUAGCGAGUUGGUGCCUCCGCCUCCAGACAUCGCGGAAACUGACGUUGAAGCUUUUUCCAAUUUUGAGUUUGAAUCGGUGCCCAGUGAUCGUGAAGAAGACAUGUCGAGCGACUUGGAGUCCUCUCGGCCAACCCUUCGACGUUUGACCAACAUUAGUGAUGCGGAUGUCUCUCCACCGAAUGACAUUGAAGCUACAGGAAACCCAGAAAACCCACAGGAUGAUGCAGGGGUCAGCGAUGGUGAUGGAAUUGAUGAUGGGGCCAAUUCCAAUGAUGGAAGCAUGGAUGUCGAUGCUGAAGGUGAGAACAGUCACUCUGACUCCGAUGCCACCCCAUCUUGGCAUGCAGCUUGGAACCGCGACCCUUUUCCAGGAUCAGGCGACAAUGGGGGGGUCCCCGUCCCAGAUGACAAUGGGGGGGGCCCGCCGGCUCCGCUUGACCGCGAGAUCAUCACCGUGUACUUUGAGUACAGGAUGCAAGUUGAAAUGCAAUUUAGCCCUGGCCUACGACACGGCGUACCACUCGCAAGAGUGGUGAUUGGCACGGCCUGCUCUGGUUCUGGAGCUCCGUGCCACGCUUUGGCGCAGCUGGUGGGGGAUCGCAACUACGAGGAGCUUUUUGCAAGCGAACUGCACGCUGGAACGCGCACUUUUCUUUUAGAGAACUACGACAUGAAGCACCUCUAUUUCGACAUCGUUUCGGCUAGGACUGGUGGACGAUGUGCUGUACAUGACCAACGUUGCCCGCCAGUGGAGAAUUUGACCCAGGACCCCAUCGACAUCUAUAUUUCCGGUUUCGUGUGCAAGCUCUUUUCGCAGGAGAGUUCCGAUCGAUACGUGGACGGGGAUGUUCAAAAUCUUUUCAUUUCGACCGACCCCAAAGUUGCAGCGAAAGCGCUGCCAUUCAUUGAAUCGUCGAGGUGGAUUCGCCGAAAUUCCCCUCGGAUCGCGAUUCUGGAGAACGUCGCUGGCCUUUUGAAGAAGUCGGCCAAGACAUCGUCGUCUGCAGAAUUUCAGGCCCCUCUUGAUUUUGUACUACGAGGAGUUCUUCGCGGGGAGGAAUUGCCAGAUGAAGAGAUUGGGCUCAGUCUCAUACCUGGGUAUGUGGUUAAGGUGUUCAAACUUCAGUCAAAGUCAUUCGGGCUUGGACAAACUCGCACUCGCCUCUACUUUGUGAUGGUGCAUGAAUCUGUCGGAGACAUGAUGGUUUUGGACCACAUUGGAGCUCUACUCACCAAGUUUCAGUCGGUGAUCGACCUUCCGACAGAGGGUCCAGUUUGGGAUGCUAUGCGGGUUGGAGCUGCAUGCGAUGGGUGGAGCCCACGUGAUGACGAAAAACAACCGCCCGUUUUGAGCUGGGUAACGCAGGGCAAGACGCGAACAGAGUUCGACCGAUUGAAGGAGGGCCUUGGCUACGAGCAUGCCAGCGAUCAAACAUACCACCAGUAUUCUCGGUGGUGCAGGGGCCAAUUUGGGGAAGCCUGGAUGUCUGGGCUUUGUGGGCGGGAAGUGGAACAGCUGGAUCUUCUUUGGCUCCAGACUGAGGUUGGGGAACGAAAUCGGCUCAUCACCGACGUUGUGAAGUCUAUUGGUCGCGGGGCUCAUCGAUCAGAUGGGCUUGCCCCAACGCUGACGACCAACAGCAAGAUCUACGAUUUUCGUUACCACCGCUUACUGACGCCGCCAGAUCUCUUGGCUUUGCAUGGGUUCAACCUAGACACGGUUGUUUUUCCGUCGCAGCUCAAGAGAUCAUUCUACAGCCUUCUGGCAGGAAAUGCUAUGUCUGUUCCGUGCAUCGGAGCAGUCUUGACAGCUGUCCUUCUGACCUGCAACCUGCGUGAGCAAUUUGGUUUGCACCUCACCCCAUCUCCAUCAGUAGGGAACCUGCAGAAUGGAGAAGCCGAAUCUGAAAGUGAUAGUGGUGACUCCAACGGUUCCACCGAACCUGGAGGAUUUUCUCAAGAGGUUAGGGACAAGUGGCCAACAAUUUCACAUGCUGGCUCUGGCGUCUCACCCAAAGACUUGGAAGGGUUGCUGCGCCAACCGCCAGGCACUGUUUUGUCUUUUUCGCCGGCUUAA